AUGUCGGAACGCAGCACUGUCCAUGUGUCGGGAAUCUCAUCCGCCACCACUGAUAAGGAGGUCAAGGACUUCUUCAGCUUCUGUGGAAAGAUUACUUCGAUCUCUGUGACUCCAGUUUCUGGUGAGAAGGAUGCGACCAAGUCCGCAACGGUGACGUUUGAGAAAGAAGCAGCAGCAAAGACCGCCUUGCUCCUGGAUCAAACCCAAUUGGGUCCCUCCACAGUGCAUGUCACCGCCGCUCACUCCCUUGACGAGAUCGCCGGAGACCAUGCGGCCACCAGCGGAGAGGCCAAGGAUGAGAACGGCCAGGACCUUGAGCAGGAAGACAAGCCCAAGUCCCGGAUUGUCGCAGAGUACCUUGCCCACGGCUACGUGAUCAGCGACAGCGCCAUCCAGCAGGCCAUCGCGCUGGACAAGAAGCAUGGCUUCUCCUCCCGCUUCACAUCUGCCCUGACCAACUUCGACCAGAAAUACCAUGCCACCGAUCGUGCCAAGGGGAUUGAUGAAAGCUACAAGAUCACCGACAAGGCGGCCAGUGGCUGGCGCGGUCUCCACUCGUACUUCGAGAAGGCUUUGGAUACCCCAUCUGGCAGGAAGCUCCGCGAAUUCUACGUGCAGACCGACAAGCAGGUGCGCGACAUCCACAACGAGGCCCGCAGACUCGCAGACUUGAAGAGCGGAAAGCAGACAGAGGAUGCUCCUGCUGCGGCCGGUGCAGAGGCUGCCAACGUUACUCCUAGCGCUGCGCCGACAUCGCAACCGGCGGGUGCUGCACCCCCCGCUGAGCCCAAGGCGUGA
This is a messenger RNA of Aspergillus lentulus, 798 nucleotides long. RefSeq names its product putative actin cytoskeleton protein (VIP1) (gene vip1). The record is from RefSeq and is a predicted model, not a curated record. NCBI's taxonomy places the organism in Eukaryota, Fungi, Ascomycota, Eurotiomycetes, Eurotiales, Aspergillaceae. Gene Ontology annotation, molecular function: RNA binding.